UCCCCUCUCCUCAGUCUGGUGCACCAGCUGCGAGGUGGCAGCGUGGAGCGGACACAAAGGGACAGAAAUUAGAUCUCUCCAAACUAAACUUUUAUUCUGCACUCGCUUCUUUUUUAAAACUUGCUUUGUUAACAAAUCAUUUUCUACUUUACCUUGAAAUCUUUUUUUUUCCACAAAAUGACUCGUAGCCCACUGACAGGGUUACUGGUUGCGCUGUGCGUAAGCAGCGCAGUCCACGGCUUGCCAAAGAAGAGCAAAAGACAAACUGGCCAGUAUCAGGUGUAUCCCGAGCUCCAGGACCCAGCCGCUGUUACUCCAGUCGGCUGUGAGGAAAACGGUCGAUCAUUCAGACCAAACGAGCAGUGGGAGAAACCCUACCUUGGUAGGACACUGGUGUGCACCUGCAAUGGAGCAGCAGGCAUCAAAUGUAACACUAAGCCUGAAGAUGAGGAGUCCUGUUAUGAUAAGUACAAAGACCGGACAUACCGGGUCGGUGAAACCUACGAGAGACCUAAGGACGGGAUGAUAUGGGACUGCACAUGCAUUGGUUCUGGUCGGGGAAAGAUCAGCUGUACUAUUGCAAAUCGUUGCCAUGAGGGUGGAAGAUCUUAUAAAAUUGGGGACACUUGGCAGAGGCCUCAUGACACUGCUGACUACAUGCUGGAGUGUGUGUGCCUCGGAAAUGGCAAAGGAGAGUGGACCUGCAAACCUGUGGCUGAGCGUUGCUACGACAACAGUGCUGCAUCAUCUUACGUCGUGGGGGAGACCUGGGAGAAACCGUACCAAGGCUGGAUGAUGCUCGACUGUACCUGUCUGGGAGAGGGAAAUGGACGCAUCACAUGCACCUCAAGGAACCGCUGCAACGACCAGGACACCAGGAGGUCCUACCGUAUCGGAGACACAUGGACAAAGACGGACACAAGUGGACAAGCCCUGCAGUGUCAGUGCUUAGGAAAUGGCCGUGGAGAGUGGAAGUGUGAAAGACACAACGCAGGCAGAGCCACAGGUGCUGUCGUGGUGACCCCCGCCCGCACUUCCCCCACGGAGGGGACGUGCAGCACAGAUUCUGGAGCCUCCUAUUACGACGGACAGGAGUGGUUCAGAAGCCAGGGCAACAAGCAGAUGCUAUGUACCUGUCUGGGAAAUGGAGUCAGCUGUCAGGAGUGGGAGGCCAGGAACCAGGCAUAUGGUGGCAACUCUAACGGUCAACCGUGUGCACUCCCGUUCGUCUUCAUGGGAAAGACCUACUACUCCUGCACCUCAGACGGACGCACAGAUGGGCAGCUCUGGUGCUCUACAACCUCAGACUAUGAGAAAGAUCAGCAGUACUCUUUCUGUACUGAGAAGAAUGCUAUUGUGGCAACACGAGGUGGAAACUCCAAUGGCGCCCUGUGCCACUUCCCCUUCCUCUACAGUGGCCGUAACUACACUGACUGCACCUCUGAUGGGCGUCGUGAUGGCAUGAGGUGGUGCGGUACCACCCACGACUACGACACAGAGCAGCGCUAUGGAUUCUGUCCCAUGGCUGCCCAUGAGGAGCUGUGUACCACCAGCGAUGGAGCGAUGCACCGUGUAGGAGACAAGUGGGACAAACGCCAUGAUGUCCUGGGUCACAUGAUGGAGUGCACAUGUCUGGGCAACGGCCGUGGGGAGUGGAGCUGCGUUGCUCACUCACAGCUGCGAGAUCAGUGCAUUGUUGAUGGCUUGUCCUAUGAAGUAAACCAAGAAUUCCCCAAGCGCCACGAUGAGGGUUACAUGAUGAACUGCACCUGCUUUGGACAGGGACGUGGACGCUGGAAGUGUGACGCUAUUGAUCAGUGUCAGGAGCCACAGACCAGGGCGUUCCACCAGAUUGGAGAGACAUGGGACAAAGUCAUCCAUAACAUUCACUACCGCUGUUAUUGCUAUGGCAACGGAAUUGGAGAGAUGAGAUGUGAACCUCAGCAGACCUACCAAGACGGCCACAGACCUGUCCAGGUGAUCAUCACAGAGGCAGGGAAACAGCCAGACUCCCACCCCAUUCAGUGGAACCCCCCUUCAUCUGUUCACAUCACCCAGUAUAUCCUCAAAUGGAGAGUUAAAAAUACCCGUGCGCCCUGGAAAGAGGUCACUGUCCCUGGCCACCUCAACUCCUACACCAUCAGUGGGCUGCGUCCAGGCAUCACCUACGAGGGUCAGCUGAUCAGUAUCCUGCGCUAUGGACGCCGCGAGGUCACACGCUUUGAUUUCACCACUACCCAUGGUUCUUUGGAGACAUCGGAGGGAGAGACGACCGUGCCUGCUCCAGUGAUGGACACUUCUGAGUCGGUGACAGAAAUCACCUCAAACAGCUUUGUUGUAUCCUGGACAUCAGCCUCCUCUACCAUCUCCGGCUUCAGAGUGGAGUAUGAGCUCAGUGAGGAGGGAGCCCAGCCAAAUGUCCUGGAUGUUCCACGCACAUCCACCUCUGUCACUAUCGGUGACCUCCUGCCAGGACGCAGAUACAAUGUCAACGUCUAUGAGCUUCCAACUCAGGGAGAGCCAAACCUUAUUCUGACUACCUCCCAGACUACAGCUCCUGACACCCCUGCUCAGCAUGCAGUAGAUAAGGUGGGAGAGACCUCCAUUCGAAUCAGCUGGUCCAGACCUCAGGCUCCUAUUACUGGCUACCGUGUGGUUUACACACCAUCAGUGGAAGGCAGCAGCACUGAGCUGACCCUGCCUGAAUCUGAGACCUCAGUGAACCUGGUUGACCUUCGCCCCGGUCUUCUUUACAACAUCAGCAUCUAUGCUGUGGAAGAGAACCAGGAGAGUGAGCCUGUUUUUGUACAGGUCAACACUGCCGGAUCUCCACAACCAGAGGAGGUCCCGGCACCCACAGACCUGCAGUUCUAUGAGGUUUCAGAUGUAAAGAUCACCAUCACCUGGACCGGUCCACCCAGUGAGGUUACUGGUUACAAAGUGACCUUCUCCCCUGUUGGUCCUGAUGGCACUGAGACAAGGCCCCUGCCGCUGCCCAUCUCACCCAACGCAUAUGCUGAUAUCACCCACUUGCAGCCGGGAACACUGUACCGCUUCUAUAUCUAUGCCAUCAAUGAUGGAGUGGAGAGCAAGCCCCUUGUGGGAGAAAAGUCUACCAAACCUGAUUCGCCCUCCAAUGUCCGUUUCACUGACAUCGGCUCCGACAGUGCAUUGGUCAUCUGGGAGGCUCCCCGUGCCAUCGUCAGUGGCUACCGUCUCUACCUGAGCAUCGAGGGCUCCAACCCCAUUGAGAAGAGGAUCCCGGGCAGUGUCAGCCAGUUCCCCUUGAGGAAUUUGCGUCCAGACACCCAGUACACUGCCACCUUCCACUCUGAGCUGGACAAUGAGCUCAGCAAGGCUGUCACUACACAUUUUACCACCACUCCCCAGAUGGGAAAUGCUCCUCCUUUUAGCACUGAGGUCACUGAUACCUCUAUCAUUGUCACCUGGAUACCUCUCCGCAGGUUCAGCUACAAGCUGUCUGUGCUCCCCAGCGAGGAAGGCGAGUCUCCCAAAGAACAGACCUCUGACACUGGUCGUAUUUAUAUUCCCGGUCUGAUUCCUGGAACUCAGUACACCUACAGCGUUCAGCCCAUCUUCAAUGGACGCAAUCGUGGAAACCCCAUCACCCGCAACGUUGUCACUUCCCUGUCUCCUCCCACUGACCUUAGAGUGGAGUCCAGUCCGGACACAGGAGAUCUCACUGUCCACUGGGUAGCCUCCAAAACACCAGGUAUCACAGGCUACAGAGUGACAAGCACGCCGACCAACGGCCAGAGAGGAAACUCCCUGGAAGAGUUUGUCCGAGCUGAUCAAACCUCAUGCAUGCUAGAGAGCCUGAAUCCUGGGGCAGAGUACAACGUCAGUGUCUUUACUACCAAGGGUAAUUUGGAAAGUGUGCCCGUGUCUACUAUUGUUACACCAGACAUCCCCAAACCAAGUCACAUUGACUUUGUCGACAUUAGUGACACCGCCAUUGGCCUGCGCUGGAUCCCUCUGAACUAUACUACCAUUACUGCUUACCGGAUAACGGUAGUAGCGUCAGGCGAGAGCUUGCCAAUUUUUCAAGAUAUGGUGGAAGCAUCUGCUGGUUAUUACACGAUUCAUGGUUUGGAGCCGGGCGUGGACUAUGACAUCAGUAUCUUCACUCUUACAGAAGAGGGCGAAAGCGAACCGACCACAUACACAAAGCAAACACAAGCUGCCCUACCAGCUCCCACCAACCUGCAGUUUGGAGGGGUGGGUCCUGACCACAUUAGAGUGACAUGGGCAGUCCCCCAUGUUGUCAAAGCGAGCGACAUCUCUCGGUUUGUCAUCCAGUACCACCCUGUAGCCACCGAUGAUGACAUCAAAGAGGUUAAUGUUGGUGGAGCCACGAACACCUUCCUUCUGCAGAACCUGCUUCCCAACACUGAGUACCGCAUCAGUGUUUUCUGUGUGUACGGUGAACGAACCAGUCAACCAGCCACAGGAACUCAGAGGACAACUUUGGAUUCCCCCACUGGCUUGGACUUCUCUGAAAUUGGAACCAACUCCUUCACCGUUCACUGGCUGGCUCCAACUUCUGCCAUCACCGGCUACCGCAUCCGCUAUCAGCAGACGAGCGGCGGUCGGGCCAAGGAUGAGAGGCUGCCCCCAACCAGGAACUACUUCACUUUGACUGGACUGACACCAGAGACAGAGUAUCAGAUAUAUGUGUAUGCUGUCAGCAACAAUCAGGAGAGUCAGCCUCUGACUGGCACACAGGCCACCAUCUCUGAUGCUCCCACUGACCUGGAGGUAACAUCAUCCACCCCCACCAGUAUCACCAUUCGCUGGGAUGCCCCCUCCGUCACAGUGAAGAACUACAGGAUCACCUAUGGAGGAGCAAGUGGCGAGACUCCUCAAGAGUUCAUAAUCCCAGGCUCUCAGACCACUGCCACUAUCACUGGUUUGAAGCCUGGUACUGACUACACCAUCACAGUCUAUGCUGUUUCUGGAAGAGGGGACAGCCCUGCCUCCAACACCCCAGUCUACAUUACACACAGGACUGAUACUGAGCCCCCCACUGAUAUGAAAUUGACUGAUGUGAGUGACAAUGCUAUCACAGUACGCUGGUCUCCUGCUCAGGGAUCAGUUCGAGGCUAUAGAAUCACCAGUGUCCCCAAGAAUGGCCUGGGACCCUCCUACUCUGAGGUGGUGGCCCCUGAUCAGAGAGAGAUGACUUUCACAGGUCUAAUGCCCACUGUUGAGUAUGUUGUGAGUGUCUAUGCUCUGGGCAAUGAUGGACAACCCUCUUCCCCUGUGGUGGAGAAUGCUAUCACUGCUAUGGACCGUCCCAAGGACCUGACCUUCUCUGACAUCGACGCCACCUCCAUGCGCAUCACUUGGGACAGUCCAGACGGUACUGUGACAUCAUACCGUGUGCUGUACUCCAGCUCAGAGGAGGGGGAGAGAGAGCAUCGUCCAGCACCCAGAGGUAACCAGAACAGUGUGGUGCUGAGAAACCUUCGCCCUGGGACAGAGUACACUGUUAAAGUCAUCGCCCUCCAUGACCGCACACCCAGCCCGCCGUUGGUGGGAACCCAGGCCACAGUGAUCCCUGCUCCGACCAGCCUGGUGAUCUCAGAUGUCAGUCCCUCCUCCUUCGCCGUCUCAUGGCAAGCCCCCAGUGCACGCCUGACAGGUUACCGUGUGGUCGUCAACCCCAAGAACAUCAACGGCCCCACCAAAGAGAUGAAUGUUGCUCCCGACACCACACGUGUCGUCGUACCAGGGCUCAUGGUGGCAACCACAUACCAGAUACAUGUCUAUGCUCUGAAGGACUCAGUCACCAGCAGACCGCUGGAGGGAGAGACGACCACGCUGGAAGAUGUAAGUCCUCCUCGGCGUGUGCGUAUCUCUGAUGUAAAGGAUACAUCUUUCACGCUGAGCUGGCGCUCCAAAAUCGAAACCAUCACUGGUUAUCUCAUUGAAGCCACGCCCAGAAGCGGCUCGCAACCCACUAUCAGCAAGACCAUCCCAGGAGAUCUGAACACCUACACUUUUACAGGUCUGCAGCCAGGCACCACGUACACUGUUAGCCUGUAUACUCUGAAUGGCCGCACAAAGAGCGCCCCCUUUACUCUCAUUAUUGAAACAGCUCAACCAGUGGUCCAGGCUCCUACCAACCUCCAGUUCACAUCUUUAACUCCCACCUCCAUCUCCUUCACCUGGCAGCCACCUGCCACACACAUCACAGGAUAUUACAUCACCUACGAGGAGUCAGAAGGACGACCACGAGAGCUCAUCCCACGACCCCAUGCCGGCCAAACUUAUGCCACCAUAUCUGGCCUGAGACCAGCCACAGAGUACAUCAUCAAGAUCAUUGCCAUCCAGAACACACAGAGGAGCACACCUCUGGUCGGAAAAAUCAGGACUAACCCAGACUCCUUGCUUCCCCUGCCCCGUCCCCCCCGCCCAGGAGGUGACAGGCUGGAUGUGCCUGAAACUGACUUGGACAACACAGUCCAGGUAGUGGGCAACGGUGGCCAGGAUGGGAAUAGUGGUCAGAGCCAGCAUGUGGAGUACACAGAGUUCAACAACAAUGGAGACAACAGAUAUGAUGGGAGCAGUGGUAGCCCACUGUCUCCCUAUGGGCAAGUUCGUGAGCCCCUGGUGUUUUUACCCCUUCCUGAUGCAGAGGGCCGCAGACUGCCCAUCCUGAAGCUGAAUGUGCCCGCCGGCUCCACGUUUGGUAACGAGACGGGACUGCCACAGGAGGCCCAAACUAAAACCUCCAUCUCCUGGAAGCCUUACAGCCAGAGCAAUGCCUACCUGGUGUCCUGCCAGCCUCUCACACAAUUAAAUGAGAAGAUGUUCCAGGUCCGCCUGCCAGGCACCGCCACCACAGCUACUCUGAUAGGACUCACCCCCGGAGCGAACUAUAAUGUGAUCGUAGAGGCUCUGUUGGGGGCGCUCAAACACAAGAUUCUGGAGCAGGUCAUCACUGCUGGAAACACAAUCCCAGAGGGAGACCCCUCCACUAAGGACUCUUGUUAUGAUGCCUUUACUGCAACCUACCAUGAUGUUGGUGGUGAAUGGGAGCGGAUGUCUGAGACAGGCUUCAAGCUGUGGUGCAGGUGCCUGGGCCUGGGCAGUGGCCACUUCAGAUGUGAUUCAUCCAAGUGGUGCCAUGACAAUGGCAACAACUACCGCAUUGGAGAGAAGUGGGACCGCCGUGCAGAAAAUGGUCACUUGAUGAGCUGCACUUGCUUGGGAAAUGGCAAAGGAGAGUUCAAGUGUGAACCGCAUGAUUCAGUGUGCUAUGAUGAUGGCAAAGCUUAUCAGGUGGGAAACCAGUGGCAGAAGGAGUACCUUGGUGCUAUCUGCACCUGCACCUGCUUUGGAGGACAGCAGGGCUGGCGUUGUGAGAAUUGCCGCAGACCAGGUACUGAUGUUGAUGCCAGUCUGUUGCAGCCUGUUAGAUAUGGAGACAACACACUACUCAAGAAAAUUCAUUGCCCCAUUGAGUGCCUCCGACCCGAGCUGCUGGCAGACGCACACGCUCCUCCAAAUCCUCGGGAGUAAAGGAUCGAUCAUUUGACAUCUGCUUUGCUCCCUCACCGCUGCACUGUCUCACCCUGUAGAAGCCAUGCUGUCUGCGACUGAACUGAACUAAUCACUUUCUGACACGUUUAGCUAAAGAUGUUAAACUUACCUGCUGCCUGAUCAAAAUGAUCCUCUUCUAAAGCCAGUCUUUUCACUGUUGACUCAAGUCUCUAAAUUCAUGCUCGAUUGGAAGAUGCAGACUCCUGCCAUUAUCAUUUUCUUUUACGUGGGACAUUUCCCUCCACGUACUUGUGUGAACCUCAAUGGAAGUUAUUCAGGACUUGUCACCAGUCAAAUUAGCAAAUUGGCAUUUGUUUUUUCAUUUAACUAUUCAGAAAAAAAAAUCAUAUCAAUCAUAGAGCAGAAACUGUCAGAAAGUAAGUACUGUGUUAAAGAAUGUCAAUGUAGUUAUUAACAAAUGUUUGUCCAUGAAAAUGUGCUUUUCUUUUCUGUAGCCCUUCUUCUGUUACUGAGGGGUCGCACUGUGUGAUUUACACAUUAUGAACUCUUGUCUUUUUACUAAUUUAUCCCUUUAAUCUCAACGUGCGAAUGUGUGAACUGGGAUGUGAGAAUUUGAACUGUUCUAUUUUUGUACUUUGUUGUCCGUGCCAAAGUUGUUUCUACCUUUGACAAAAAGAGGUCCCUUAUUUUAAUAAAGCUGGAGAGAUCCUAAAACCGAA
Morone saxatilis (striped sea-bass) is the source of this 8249-nucleotide messenger RNA. RefSeq names its product fibronectin 1b (gene fn1b). Gene Ontology annotation, biological process: cell-substrate junction assembly; nervous system development; heart development. The transcript is spliced from 46 exons. Bases 178 to 7548 code for a protein of 2456 amino acids. Gene Ontology annotation, cellular component: extracellular region. The record is from RefSeq and is a predicted model, not a curated record. Gene Ontology annotation, molecular function: integrin binding; proteoglycan binding. NCBI's taxonomy places the organism in Eukaryota, Metazoa, Chordata, Actinopteri, Moronidae.